AUGGCUGAUUCAGACAGAUUGCAAUCUACUCUCAGGCAACUGGAAAUUGCUCUGGAGUUUGCCCAGUAUAGUGCCUUAACAGAUGCGGACACUCUUGCUCGUUUGGAAGAGUGGAAAAGGCGAGCCACUGCAGUGCUUGCUGACCUUCGUGUCCGGCCCCAGCCCCACCUCGCGCUAUCGGUGCAGGCGCAAGUCGUCUUCUCAGUAGCUCACUUUGAUGGAGAAGGACCUUGGAUAUCAGAGGAUGCAGGAAGGGAUGCAAAAGGGAUACUACAGUUGUACAGCGCGCCAGAAGUGUCUCUUCUUCAGGAAAUUUUGUCUAGACACGUCAAGCCUGUCUUUCAUGCCAACCCUCAUCCCUCCCUGAACCCGUCCACUGGUCGGAAGUUGUCUCGGGCUGCAGGCGGACCUCUCGCGCACCUAGAUCAUCUUGAGGGACAGACAUGGAAACUGCAUACGGGAAUAGUCAACACGCUCUCUUGGUGCCUCCGUCAUAGCAGCAGCAUCGUAUAUGAAAAGCUGUGGCAUUUGAUUAUACCCCCCGUGAUGACGAUGUUAGACGACUAUGAAGCCCCACAGAAGAUGCACGGCAUUCGACUGGUCACGGAGAUGCUCCAGGAAGUGCCCGCGGAUCUCCUCUGCCGUACUGGUGUUGAUAGAUUGCUCUCGUCCUCUCUUAAAACGUGUCUUACAUUUCUCCACAGUCCAGAAACACCCAGCCUGAUUCGGGCAGCCGUUUGUACUUUUGUCUCCCUGACACUGCGGACUACGCCACCCGGAUCGGAGGAGCGAUUCAAUCAACUUUGCGGGAUUCUCGGCGACGGUAUCAUAGGAGGCGUCUGGAUCUAUGCUGCUCGUGACGCCGAUGCGAUUGAAGCGUCGGUCGAUGUUCUCCCCAUGGCCGUACAGGCAUUGGGAAUCGGGUCUGUACGAUAUCUGAAGGGGAUUGUUCCGCAACUCAUCUACCCACUAACACCGGCCCCCGAGAAUGUGGCUACUAAGCAGCUCCAAUUCAGUUCUCUGAGAGCGCUCGCCGUAGUAAUCAGAGAAUGUGCGCCUCGGAUGCAUAAGUGGAAAGGCGUUAUCCUGGAAGGUGUCCUCAAGUGUUGGGUGUCGUUGAUUGAUGUUGGCACUAGUGACAAGGAAACACUUCAAUUGAAAGAUGCACUAAAAGGCAUCGCCAGUAGCCUCUUGAAGGCAUGCCCCUCCAUGGCCCAGGUGGAGUACGCGCGGUUAUUGGAGAUGGAUGAACAAAUGUUCGGACCGCUCGUACGUCUGGAGACUGCAUGA
Fibroporia radiculosa is the source of this 1290-nucleotide messenger RNA. RefSeq lists its product as uncharacterized. Lineage: Eukaryota; Fungi; Basidiomycota; Agaricomycetes; Polyporales; Fibroporiaceae. The transcript is spliced from 7 exons. Bases 1 to 1290 code for a protein of 429 amino acids. The record is from RefSeq and is a predicted model, not a curated record. Gene Ontology annotation, cellular component: nucleoplasm; centrosome; cytosol.